UGCUGGAAUUAGCAGGGCAUGCAGUUCAACAGGUCUUCUUGGCACGUGGUCCUCGCGCCCCCUAGCUGAGCCAGUCGAAGAGGUUGUUGCGAUAUAUAAGGUAUGUUCUCAGCGACACUCUCUUUCUUCUCAUCAGCAAACUGCCAUCGCCUCUCUGGUAACCGGUUCGCUCCACAUCCAACUUUUACAUUCGUUUUAUAACACCCACACUCGUUUCGGCACGACCACACCCCCACACAAUGAAGGCUUCUACCGUUCUCGCAGUCCUUGCGACUGCUGUUCUGUCAUACGCCUCUCCUGUGCCUGAAGAGCAAUCGCAGCAGGGAGGCUACCCAGGCGGUGCACCAGGCGGCAUGCCUCCUCCAGGCUUCGGUGGUCCUCAGGCCGCAGGCCUCAGUCAAGCUGGUCCAGGUUUUGGUGGUCAACUUCCACCACAAGGUUACGGCGGCGGCGGCGGUGGCUACGUUCCUAACGCUCUCCCUCAGCCCGUCCCUGGCGGCGGACCGAUCGGAGGAGGUGUUCCACAGCCACCACCAUUUGGCGGACCUUCAGGAUUCCCGCCAGGACCGCCACCCUUCCCUCAACCCGGCGGCUUCCCUCCAGGACCCCAGCCUUUCCCACCCGGACCCCAGCCUUUCCCACCCGGACCCCAGCCUUUCCCACCCGGACCACCACCAUGCGGGCAGUGUGGAGCUUUCCCACCUCCUCCAUCCCCACCACCACCGCCGUUCCCAUUCCCACCACCACCACCACCACCAAACCCAUGUGGUAUUCCAGGUGGCUGCCUUCCUCCUCCUCCUCCACCAGGACCUUGCUCUAUCAGCACGCAACAAUCUUGCUGCAAUGGCAACACUGGCGGUCUUCUGCUCGGUGGCAACUGCGCUAUCAUGAUCUUGUCCGAUCCUUGCAGCAACCAAGUGGCAUGCUGCCCUACAACCAACAGUGGUCUCCUCGGCAUCGGCGCGCUGUGCGACCUCCUCGAUCUAUAAACGAACGUCUCCGGAUGAUCAUGCCGUACCUCCUUGUGGGGAUGAUGAACAUGGCGGCGGGUGGUUACUAGAGGCGCUGCCAGCUACGGUACUCCGAGGCACGCAGGUUUUCCUUUCUUGAUCAAGGUCUGCAUGACAAGCCGCUCCGUAGUGAGCUAAUCGUCGGACAUUUUCUACAACACACGGAGAGGCGCAUUGUAAUUAGUGACAGCUCGGAUCUCGUAAUGAGCAGCGCAGUUUUGCACAGCAUAUUUAGGGGAACUGUUUAUGAUACCACGCUUCU
Cercospora beticola is the source of this 1272-nucleotide messenger RNA. RefSeq lists its product as uncharacterized. NCBI's taxonomy places the organism in Eukaryota, Fungi, Ascomycota, Dothideomycetes, Mycosphaerellales, Mycosphaerellaceae. The record is from RefSeq and is a predicted model, not a curated record.